This is a messenger RNA of Mya arenaria, 6522 nucleotides long. RefSeq names its product RNA-binding protein 33-like. Bases 163 to 3303 code for a protein of 1046 amino acids. The record is from RefSeq and is a predicted model, not a curated record. The transcript has 18 exons. Lineage: Eukaryota; Metazoa; Mollusca; Bivalvia; Myida; Myidae.
CAGCAUCUAGAUGCAAAAAGUAUCAUUGUUAGGAAAAAAUCGACAAAACUGAUUAUUUAGACGUUAUCCCAACCUAAAAAGCUUGUUUAAACAAUUGUUUUUACGUUUAUAUUUAUUCUAGUGUGAAAAUGCACACUUGACACUUCCCAUCGAAAAAGAAUUAUGCCACGAAAAAGACCAACUGAAGCUUCAUGGGACAGCAGCGAUGAUGACCUUCUGCAAGAAACUUCAGGAACAAGUGCUUUUAGCCAUAAAAAGGAAAUUGCAGAUGAAGAAAUAGAUGAAGAUGCGCUUUUGGGAUUUAACCAUGGACAUCAGAAGAAUACUUCACUUGCGGACUUGAGCAGUGAGAUUGAGAUUGGCUUGGAUACCAGUGAUGCCAUCGACAACCAGCUGGACUAUGAGGACGAAGUGCAAGAUGAUUUUGAAAUGGAUGGAAGUACAGAGAUCUUUGACACCUCGGCCCCAGGGAAUGGGGAUCAGGGUACCUUUGAGGUUACUGCUGAAGAAAAUGACAGUGACAGUGACGAUGAAGAAAAGAACAGCCGUAAUCGGUUUCAGUCGGAGAGAAAGACUGUAUCAAUUUCCUCCGUGUCUUAUGCUAAAUCUACAGCGAUCCCUGAAAGUCUAGAAAUCACUGAAGAGAUGCAGAAAGAGAUUGAUUCAUUUGAAAAGAAAGGGAAGGGUGGUAACUUUCAGCAGAAGCGCGGCAUGAACAACCAGAGAGGGGGAUUUGCUCAAAGGGCCAGAGGUCAACGCCUAGCCAUGAACAGGCCUAUUUUAAACAGACUUGGCAAUGGAGUCAGAUUUUCUGACCCCCAAAGAGGCAACAGACAAGGUGUUCCAAGAUUUUCUGGACAAAGAGGCCAAAUGCAGGGUAAUUAUAGGCCAAGAGGGCCACAGCAGGGAAAUUUUGGACAAAGAGGGCCACAGCAGGGAAAUUUUGGGCAAAGAGGCCCGCAACGUGGAAAUUUUGGACUAAGAGGCCCAAAUCAGGAACAUUUUGGACAAAGAGGUCCACAACAGGGAAAUUUCAGACCUCCUGGUCCAGUAAAACAAGAGUUCCAUCCCCAGCAAGGAGGCCACCUGCAGGUAUUUCAAUCUCCACCCCGUGGAGUGCUGCCUCAUGGACCUCCUCAACAUUCUGCAGUUCCCCUUCUGGGAUCCCCUGCCAAUUUUCCACAUGGACCUCCACAUCAUCCGCAGCCACUAUUGCCAAUGCCAAUCCCUCAGCAAUUACAACCACUACCACAUGGAGUGCCUCAACAACAACAUCAACAACAACAACAUCUAGUCCCUCUAUCCCAGCCCCAUCAAACACCUCCCUAUAUGAAUCCCCAAACUUCACACCCACAACAGCCUCAGAUGCCCUCACCAGGGCUCUACUCCCAUCAAGUCCCCCAAGCCCCCCAUUCAGCCCCUGGGCCAGAACUGCAGCCUGUAUAUCCUAGUGUCUCAGUACCUGGAGGUGCUUCAACUAUCCAUGUUAAUCCAAACUUCUCGGGACCUCUGCCAUUGGACAUUAGACCACAAAUGGCUCCACCAGCUAGCAGUGUUCAAGUACAAUACAACCAUCCACAGGUAUCCUGGAGUGGACCGGUUUAUUCCCAGGCUGCCAUCCCACAACCUGGCCAGCCUCAACAGCAAGUGUAUUCUCAGACCCCUAUGCAGCAAUAUCAGCCCCCUGCUACAGUCAUGACAUCUCAACACAUGCAGCCAGGCUUGCUGGAUACACCCAGGCCAUUGUUUGGUUCUGGACCACAAGGAUCACCACGGCCUUUAAUGCAACCACCACAAGGUGUCAAUCAAGGACCUCCAAGACAUUUCAACCCACAACAACAACACCAAGGUCCAACUAGACCAAACAACUAUGCUCAAAGACCUCAAAGACAUCCCGGAUCCCAGCAGCCAAAUCACAUACAGAGGCCGGGAGCCAAUAAGAAUAUAAGACAUGCAGGGCCAAGAAUGCAAAACAUAAGGCCAGGUCAAGGUCAAGGUCCUCCAAGGAUGCAGACCCAGCCUCAGGGCUGGAACCCCAAGCCGGAGAACCUGGCCAAUCAGAGUGAACCAAUCGACCCAGAAAAGAUAAAGAAACAAAUAGAGUUGGAGGAGAGAAAGAAAAAAAGGUUGGCACGGUUUGGAAGUUCGGCCCCAGUGGUGAUUAAACCAGAGGUGUCGAAGGUUGUCAGCCUAAAGCCAUCGAAGCGACACUCAAUGGAUCAGCCUGAAACAUCACCAGCCAAAAUCAGCAGACCGAAUAUCACUGUGUUAGACAGAGGGGGUUUGGAGGCUGAAGUAGGAGGGGAUAAAGAAGAUGAUGAUGAGGAUACCUCCCAUCUGUCAGACUACGAAAAGGCCCUUCUGGAUCAGAAGAAAAGAAGGGAGGCGAUUUUAAGGCAGAAGGAAGAACAUCGACUGGCGGAGGCCAAUAGGAGACGGUUCCUGCUUAAGGAAAAGCUGGCUAGAGAAGGAAAAACAAUAGAGGAUAUUGCCAAAACUGUUAUGGAUGAUAGCAACGAAGAAACUAGUCAAGUUCAGAACAUUCCAAAUGUGACCUCUAGGGGUCGUGGUGCUAGAGGUCAAAUGUCAAACAGGGGUCAGAUUUCAAAUAGAGGACAAAAUGCAAAUAGGGGUCAAAUGUCAAAUAGGGGUCAUAUAUCCAAUAAUAGAGGGCAACUGUCAAAUGUUGGAGAUUUUAAUCCAAACGAAGUUCAAACAAUUAGUGUUCUAGGUCAAGGACAAAAUACACCUGUGACAUUGACAAGAGGACAGCCUAGAGGUCGUGGUAAUUUUAGGGGUCAAGGUCGUGGACAAGCUAGAUCUCAGAUAAAUUUCUCACAGUUGCAACAAGUGAAAAUUGAAGAAAAUGUAGACUUUGAUGUGCAGUCGACAGUUCCUGUGAAUGUCAAUAGAACUGUGAUAAGCUCCAGUAGGGAUUUGACAUUGGACGCAAAGGGUGAUGCCUCCCAAGGUCAAGGUCAAAGAAUUGUCAAAGCUGGGAACCAAAAUAGAGUGGUGCUUGGCGGGGACGAAUCUAGUCCAAAAAGGAGAAUAAUUGUUGACUCCAAGCCGACUUCUGCCAGUAUAUCCAUCAAUGGCCUUUCAAAGAGUGCCAAUCUUACCCAGAUAAACUCACUUUGUGCCAAGUGCGGAACUGUGAAGGUAUUCAACUAUUACACUGAUGAAAGGAAGGUUGAGGUGAAAUUUGCUAGUCCAAUAGAGGCGGGCCUAUUUCUGAAAAAAUACCCAAGGGUGAUGGUUGACAUGAGCGUUUUGACGUGUGUUUCCAUUCCUGAAAUUUGAAGUUGUUUCCCUCAGGUCAUCAUGUGAAGAAGUAUUAGAGUUUUACCAUUUCUGAAAUAGACAUAGGAUGGAGAAAAGCCGCAGGGAUUUAGAAAUAAUGUCAGAAUACUUCACCCUGGACACAUGUAAAAGCAUUAAGAGUGUUCAUAGGAAUCCUCGGAUCAAAGUGAUUGUAUAUUGAAGGAAAGGUGUGGUAAAAGGAACUCUAGACAGUGGAUGAGAGUUAUCAAUGGAUGGUCCAUUUCUGGUAUUCUCAUGCUCCAGGAUAGUUAGUUAAGGUAGAUUGGUUAAAAGAGUUGCAUAGAAGUUCUUAGAGGGGGGUUGUAGAUGAAAGAGUGUCGUUGAGUCAAAAAAUAAACUGUCUAAUGCAGGGUGAUCAACAUAUGCUCGAUAUGAACAUGGAGCAAGGGAUAACUGUCCGGAAAAGGAUGUUCAAAAUAUGCUUGAUUUUCCAGGAAAUCUGUGAAGUGUAUAUAACUUUUCACAGAAUAAAGAUAAGACAUUUGCUGGGAACUUCAUAGUUUCCAGAUUUGAAAUGGAAAAGUUCACAAGAUCACAAGAUAGACUUUUCAGAUGUUAAAUCACUUUAAAUCUUGUUGACUUUAUAGAAUUUCUCAGAGAAAUAUUGGGUAUAUAUAUAUUUAUAUAUUUAUGGAUAUUCUUGAAGAAAUGUCAGAAACCUAUUGAAUCUUUCAUUAGCACACUUAUGAUUUGAAGCACUUAUCUUACUUGUACUUUGCAUUAUAUUUGUUAUGGAAGAUACCAAAAUGCUAGAGGGAAAUGUGUACAUGUAUAUUCACUAUUAUGUUUAAAAGUUGGUAGAGAAACCUGUGAUGUUUCAAGACAUAAGAAAGCUGCUAAACAGAAGUACAACAUUAAAAAAGUAGUCAAAACAUCUGAUAGAGAUAUGUGUUUAAAAAAGUUUGAUACAAGAUACUUAUCGGCUGCAUUCAUAAAGCAUCUGAAGUUGAAUUUUUCACUUUGAAGAAAAUUGUCCUAUUUUCUAAGCUGAUUUUUAUGAUAACUAACAAUGUCUGUUUUGUAAAGAUAUGAACACAUGCAAGGCUUCGGUCUUAAUUGUGAAUUAAUAUGAAUACAUUUAAUGAAAAGUGGUGGGGAUUUAAUAUGAACAUUGUCAAAAACAGUGGACAUUUUCACUAGAGGCUGAAUUUUUACACCAACAUGCUUCAUGAAUACAACCCUGAUGUGCGUAUAACCUGCCUGUAUGGCAGUUUUCACUCACCAUGUACUGAUUUAAAGCUGUACAUGCUUGUACAUGAUCAUUAUAUUCAGUGACAAACAUUGUUUGCUGUUUAGUGUAGUGUCAGAUGUUGUAACAUCUUGUGCACUGAAGCAGUACAAAUGUCAUGUAUGUUAUAUUGAACUAAGGCAGUAUUCAACUAUGUAGACAGAAAAAUGGUCUGUGCUUAAACUAAUUAAUUGGAUACUAAACAUGUACAAUUUCGUUGUGUGUAUGUGUUAAUAGCUUAAGAAAGAAGAUACUUGUUCAACAGUUGCAUGCCCUUGACAACUCAAAUAUGCUGUUAAGAGUAUUAUUGCUGUGUUAUAUGUUUGACAGUUAUGUCUGCUACCUAGUUUAAUGGACACAUUGCUCUCAAUUAAGAAUGAUAAACUUUGUGCUAUGUUGGCAUUGUUCUGCCUAUGACAUUGUAUACUAUUGGAUGAAUUGUAAAUAUGGAUAGAAUAUUUGACAACAUAUAAAUAUCCGUUAAACAUGUGCAUAUAAGUCAUAUGAAAUAGAAUGAGAGAUAUUGCCCUCUUGUGUAGGGUCAGAGAAUAAUCUGAAAGAAAGGGUUGUGUUAUUUUAUUAAUACAAGAAUAAAGAAUUGUUUUGUGCUCUAGAUGCUUUUAACUGUAGAACAUAUGCUCUUCAUGCUGUGUUUCCCUUUCAUAAUAUAGAUACAUUCAUACAUUACAUUCAAGGACUGUGUGUAGUUGUUAAGAUUUCAUAAAUGAGAGUUUAUUUCUGAUCAGGGCCCAUGUUCACAUGAAGUCUCCAGCCUCUAGUCUGAAUUAAACCUCUCAAAUUGUAUUUUUUAUAUAACUGUACCCAACUUCCUUUUUAGCAUAGAAUAGAUUGUGAAAAUUCUGAUUCGUAACCAUUUUGAAGGUAUCCCUAUUAUUCACACAGAUUGUGUAAAAAUAAAGCAAUAUCAAUGACAAUUUGUCAUGUAGACACUUGGAUUCUGACUCGGGACUGCCAAGAUAAUGGGCCCUGGUGUAAAAAUGUGAAUUGUUAAUUAGUGUUUAAAAUUUUAAUUUAAUUGGUUAAUUAGUAUUCAAUCAUAUGUUUUGUGUUCAUGUUAAUUUAAGGAAGUGAAUAUUAUACCUAUAUUCUUUUAUAAAUCAUGAAUAAACCACUGUUCAUGUUAUGUUUAUAGAUGUCAUUUAAAUCAAACAUGAGAAAAAUGAAAUUAUGGCAUAUGUUAGUGUAUUUCUCAACAAUUAUGUUCUAUUAUGACUGUUAUACUUCUUAAGAAAGUUAUAAUUCUGGGUUAUUAUAUAGAAAUAUUUGUGAGGUCUUUUGUAGCUUAUUAUAUUUGUAGGUAGUUAUUUUUCCUGCAUUUACUUUUCAUUUUGGAUGCAUAAUUCACAGACGUGAAAAUGAAAACAAUCUUGUUUAAGCUCAUUCUCAGUACCAAGGCUAGAUAUAACCAUUGAACACCCUGGGCAAAAGCACUGCAGAAACCUCGUUCUCAUGAAUAAUAAUGAGGUGAAAUCUUGAUGUUUGAUUGGAUGUCUGAGACACACCUCUGGCAAUACAGAAAUACACAAUGUAUUCUGAAGAGUAAUAGGAAUAUCAUAGCAUGGGCUCAGAUUAGGGUUUUAGCUUAUCUAUUCAAAUAAUUAAAAAGGGCUAAAAAUUAAAGAGGGCUCAUACUUUCUAGUGCCACCAUCCCUGUUGCAGCUUGGUUAAGGUUUUGUAUCUAAGCCCCUGCCAUGCAUCUAUCUUUGUUACAUUUCAUGGGAAUGAUUCAGUGUGUUAUGAUUCAACUGGCCCGUUAUCUCAGAUUUUGUUAAAUCCAGUAUAGCAUCACCAAGCUCAUCACACUAUUUUUGUGUUGGUAUAAAUUGUGUUAUAUUCUCUUUUUCAUGAGUUUUAAGACUUUUUAAAGAAAAUUACAUGUAUACCUAAGACAAUCAAGAUAAACCAUUUUUAACCAGGUUUUUAAUGAAUACCAGGUUAUUAGAAUGAGG